CAGCAGCGACUCACGGAUUCAAAACGCGAAGAAAAUACAUUUACUUUUCUGCAAUUAAUUUGCUGAAAUUUGCCAAUGGCGCGCAUACUUAAAAUGUAGCAUACUUCAUUUGAAAUAUUCGACAUACGUCUUUCAGAUUGACAUAUGGUAGAUGACACGAAGGUUUUAAAUAUAGCAAUGAAAUGUUGUCCUACCCUGGGAUCAACGGCCAAUAUUGGAAUUAUGUGGAUUGCGCAAACAUUGUCUUAUUUGACAGUUCAUCCAUCUCCUUUGAUUUGUUGUGGAUCUUGCUGUGUUGUCCUGAUAUUUAAAGCUCCGUUGACUAUUACCAGGCCUCUCCGCAUUCGUAUCUUCCUCAUUUCUUUCUUUAUUCCUAGAUAACACCUUUGCUUUGUCGUGGUUGCUUGGAGUUGAAACCGGUUUAACAAAAAAAAUACAACUUUGGGAAGAAUAGGAAACUGCUGGGCAAUUUGACAAGAAUCUAUUUCAAAUCAGAGACGAUGAGCAACGCCGAAGAUAACAACACCGGGGUAGAGGAGAAGGUGUAUCGGUAUUGUGGGCACACAUUAAAGAUCGCGAUGUUUAAAGGAUCUUCCUUAGGUCUUUCUGCUUAUGUCUGGGGACCUGCACUUGUACUCUGCCAGUACUUUCAGGAUAAGAAGCUUGAUUUUACUGGGAAGAAGGUGCUUGAACUGGGUUCUGGCACUGGAAUUGUGGGAAUUUUGGCAGCACUUCUGGGUGGACAAGUCACUAUUACGGACGUGCCCGAUGCUUUGAAGCAAAUACAGUACAAUGUCGAUGCUAACAUCCCAGACGCGUACAAACAUCGUUCAAAAGUCCGUGCCCUUCAUUGGGGCACCGAUCAGGAUAACUUCCCGUCCGACUAUGAUUUCAUUCUGGGAUCGGAUAUUGUGUAUAGCCCUUCACUCUUCCCAGGUCUUAUAGAGACACUUGUGCAUUGCUGCAAUGAAAACACCACCAUUUACUUGUCUACUAACAUGCCUGCCAGAAUGGGGACCGAGAGUUUCCACAAAGAGCUUAUAACAAGGCAAUUCGACAGUGAGCUCGUUCAUACAACCGGGAUUAUCUGUAUUUACAAAGUGACCAAAAAACGCGCGAGAUAAGCAAGAGAGGAGUGGUCAUCUAUUUGUUCAUUUUGCAUCACUCUGGAGUCAUAGAUUGGCAAUAAUUGCAAAUG
This is a messenger RNA of Stegostoma tigrinum, 1198 nucleotides long. Its product is annotated as EEF1A lysine methyltransferase 3-like. Lineage: Eukaryota; Metazoa; Chordata; Chondrichthyes; Orectolobiformes; Stegostomatidae. The record is from RefSeq and is a predicted model, not a curated record. The coding region runs from base 501 to 1124 and encodes 207 amino acids. Gene Ontology annotation, molecular function: protein-lysine N-methyltransferase activity. The transcript has 3 exons. Gene Ontology annotation, cellular component: cytosol; cytoplasm. Gene Ontology annotation, biological process: peptidyl-lysine methylation.